Molecule: messenger RNA, 2349 nt
Organism: Carcharodon carcharias (great white shark)
Lineage: Eukaryota; Metazoa; Chordata; Chondrichthyes; Lamniformes; Lamnidae
Gene: sys1
Product: SYS1 golgi trafficking protein
Exons: 4
Coding region: 412-882 (156 amino acids)
Biological process (GO): protein localization to Golgi apparatus; Golgi to plasma membrane protein transport; Golgi to endosome transport
Cellular component (GO): trans-Golgi network; Golgi membrane
Source: RefSeq, a predicted model, not a curated record
GACGUCCUGGAUUGAGCCGAGUCGCCGCUGUUUGAAAGGUCCAAGAGGCGGUUCGAGCAACCUCUAAAUCCCUACCCCCGCCCGGCCCGAGCGACUUCCAAAUCCCCACCCCUGCCCGGCCCGAGCGACCACCAAAUCCCCACCCGGCCUGAGCGACCACCAAAUCCCCCGGUUCGGGAGACGACUCCAUCCCGCAGGGUCAGGGCCGACAGUGACAGGACUCCGCUGUCCCGGCCGCUCUGGUCGGGCCUCCCCAGGCGUUCUAAGCACAUCUCUGUUCUGGAUUCUGGGGCCCUGGUGUUUCAGAUGUUUCUCCUAGUACUUGCCCAGCUCGUAUCAUGUUCCUGAUAAUUAAAGACUGAGUGGUUGUCCUCCUUGCUGCUUUUGCAAUUCGCAAAGUGUUCCGUGGGAAUGGCUGGGCACUUCCGCAGCUACGUGUGGGAUCCCGUCCUCAUCAUAUCUCAGAUUAUCCUGAUGCAGUGCAUCUAUUACAGUUUCCUCGGUAUUUGGUUGGCUGUGGUGGACAGUCUGGUACAGAACAGUCGCUCACUCGAUCAAGUGUUUAGUUAUGAGGUGCUUGGAUUUUCCACAGCUCAAGGGAGACUAUCGAUGAUGGCAUUUAUCCUCAAUUCACUCACAUGUGCACUUGGAUUGUGGUAUUUUAUCCGAAGAGGGAAGCAGUGUUUGGAUUUUACUGUGACCAUCCAUAUCUUCCACUUUGUGGGCUGCUGGAUCUACAACUUACACUUUCCCACAGCACUGAGUUGGUGGCUGGUGAACAUCGUGUGCAUUGCACUGAUGGCUGUGAUAGGGGAGUACUUGUGUAUGCGGACAGAACUGAGGGCGAUCCCUGUGAACACUGGGCCCAAAUCUAAUCUGUAACAGAUUGUGCAGAAUCAUGGGCUUCUUGAGUACUCAGCACCUCGGAUUUGUCUAUUCGUGAAUGAAACUUGCCCAAUGACCAGUGUUAAAACAGAUUGUUACGUUAAAUAUUUUAUUUCAAUGUUAGCAAGACUUGUCUGCACAAAAUACGACCACCUCGAAUUCUUAUUUUGGUCACCAUAUUAUAUAACCUGUUAUGUAAAGUGAAAAUGGUUUGCAAACUGCAUACUUUUUUUAAAAAUAAGCCUUUCUAAGCAUGUAUCUGUUCAAAAUCUGGAAGUAGCUUUGGUUGGCAGAGUUGAAGGUUGGUGACAGAGUGCACACGUACAGAUAUUUGUGGUUUUAUAAACUAAGCCGGAUGUGGAUUGAAUCACAUUUUCACACAUGCUAAAUUUUCAAGCAUGCUGUAAUUAUUGCAGAAAUCUGCUUUUACAUCUCAUCAGUAGUAAGAUCCCAUCAUCCAGCCCAGUGUCUUCACUCCCUUUCUUGUAAACAAGCUGGAAUGUUCCCAGAAUUUACACCAAUUUUGUUUCUUUUCCUGAUCUAAAUGCCCUUCAAAUUUGGACAUAGUACCCUUAUACACACUGAGUGCUUUUAAAUUUGAAAUCUAUGUCUUAUAACAUCCACUCAACACUUGGAAAGGUAAGGAAUACUAUUUCAGUCAUCAAAUUAGAGACUGGAACCUAUUGUAAUACUGGGUGUAUUUGGCAUUGCACAGUUCCUACUGAUUUUAGGCAAAGAUUAAGCACCCUUGUUUUGAUAUUGAGAUAAAUCUAUUGAUUGGUGUAAAAUAGUUUAGUAAUGAAAUGGUAAAAGCACUUUGAAACUAAAGGCUGGUCCAAUACUUCAGGACUGACUUGAGGCCACAGUCCAUGACCCUUGUGCCAUGUUUUAUUGGCAGGGUACACAACUUAAUCUCUAUUUUAUUUGAAAGUCACAGGAAUAAAUCUAUUACAGUGCUUAAAGUUAAAUGUUUUAGUUCUUGAUUCAGAUCAAUUCCAUUGAAAGAUCCUGAGCCCUGACAUGUUUCUCUAUACCUGCUCCCUCACCACUGUGUUACCCUUCUCCCCACCCCAGUUUUCACUUCCCCUCAAUACUUGCUAAGGUUCAGUUUGGAUGUCUGCAACCCACCUCCAGUAUCUUGGCCACAUUUCAUGAUGUAAGUCUAGACAACAUUAAAGGCCUGUGCCAGCAAACUUCUGCUUGACCAGUGAUAGAAUUAUUGAACGAGCUCCAUAUGGUGAAAUUGCUAGCAUAUCAAAUAGAGUCAUAGCCACCUAAGUUAGCUAAGGCAAAUCGUGAUUAACUAACUUGCUUGAAUUUUUUGAUGAGGUGACACAAAGGGCUGACGAGGGCAAUGCUGUAGAUGUGGUGUACAUGGACUUCCAAAAAGCAUUUGAUACAGUGACACAAAACAGACUUGUAAGCAAAGUUAUAACUCAUGGAAUAAAAAGAACAGUAGCAAUA